Messenger RNA from Salvia splendens (bonfire salvia), 1254 nucleotides. RefSeq names its product surfeit locus protein 1-like. Lineage: Eukaryota; Viridiplantae; Streptophyta; Magnoliopsida; Lamiales; Lamiaceae. The record is from RefSeq and is a predicted model, not a curated record. Gene Ontology annotation, cellular component: membrane. The transcript has 5 exons. The coding region runs from base 371 to 1084 and encodes 237 amino acids.
AGUAUUGUUUUUUUCGCAAAUUAAAAUCAGUCAUCAGAAAAAAAUCGACAAAUGCUCUCAUUAAUUAUAUAAGUACUCUAGUUAAUUUGCAAAAAUAGAGUAUCACACAUAUAAGUAGGAGUAGUCAAAAGAUUGAAAAUAAGUCUGCGAAACAUAUUUCUGGUUUGACGCCGCAAAGAUAGAUGAUAGGAGCUAGAAAUCUCCGGUGGUUUGGACUGAGGCGGCGGCUUUCCACCUCGCCCAACUCUGCUCGUCGUGGAAUCGCUACUUCAUCCCAUUCCCAAGGUUAAGCACAUCUAAACUUAAAUUUCAACUGAUUUACUCGGUUUUGAUUGGUGGAUAUGGAAUCAGAAAAGUGGAGGUUGGAAGAAUGGUGGAUCCUGAUACCAACAGGCCUUUUCGGUGUUGCUGCCUGGAAUUUCUUCCGUGCCCGAGCCAAGUGCAGGAGAAGGUGCACAAAUACAGGGAGGGAAGACUAAAACUGAAAGCGCUUCAAGGCAACCGCAUCUAUACUGAGAGCUUGGAUUCUGUGGAGUUCAGGAGGGUGGUGUGUAGAGGAGUUUAUGAUCACAAAAACUCUAUUUUAGUGCACAAAUAUAUCAAAAUCAACUCUGGAUAUUGGAAACAUGGAUACAACCUCCUAACCCCUUUGCAUCCCAUCCCCAAUGAUCCUCAAAGCAUACAGUCUGCUAUACUUGUGAAUAGAGGAUGGGUACCCUUGGCGUGGGGAAAAGAGGCACUUGGGCGAGAGGAAGAGAGCGUUGAACUGGUUGGAGUAAUAAGCAAGGGUGAGAGGCCAAACAGACUGUGGAGAUCAAACAAUCCUGCUAAGUCCGAGUGGUUCACAGUUGAUGUUCCAUCCCUUGCUCAUGCUUGUGGACUCCCUGAGACGACACUCCAUGUUGUGGAGAUCGAUUCGAGCAGCAAGAUGAAUACCAGGAAGCCAUACCCCUUUGCUUUCCUCGCAUGUCAAGUCAAGGAAAUUUACUUGUCUCAGCUAGAGCAUGCGCGCUAUUCAGCCCUCGGGUUCUUCAGUGGAUGUUCUGCAAUGGCCGCGGGUCUGAAGAAAUUUGGCAAACCCUGAUGGUUCUUUUGUGUAUCUUAUGUUUUUACAACAAUGCAGAAACAAGGUUUAGUUCAUGUGAUGGAAGAUGGAGUAUUAAUUUUGAUUUUGAAAACUAUCUGAUGCACAUUUAUCAGAACAUCCUGUUGGGACACAAAAUUUAUUGCAAAUAGUACAUUACAUUUCUGUAA